This is a messenger RNA of Magallana angulata, 3345 nucleotides long. Its product is annotated as double C2-like domain-containing protein beta. Gene Ontology annotation, biological process: intracellular protein transport. The record is from RefSeq and is a predicted model, not a curated record. The transcript has 18 exons. Gene Ontology annotation, molecular function: small GTPase binding. Gene Ontology annotation, cellular component: membrane. Bases 659 to 2596 code for a protein of 645 amino acids. Lineage: Eukaryota; Metazoa; Mollusca; Bivalvia; Ostreida; Ostreidae.
CUCGGUAGUCUAAUUUGUCCUUAAGUAGUAGAAAUUUAGACAUGCAUAUUGAAAAAUCAUUAAUCAACCUUAUAGUUCUUUUGAAAUUCAAAUCUGCCUUCCUGCAUGUUCGCUGAACAUGCUGAAAGGAAAUGGAAUGUCAAACUGGUUAACACAUGCACUAAAGCCUCUAUUCAUGACGUCAAAACAGGGCUUCAUGAUUUCCAGCAUGUGACUUCUUCUUGGUGUAUAUAUAUAUGUUUUUAAACAUAUUCCAUAUUUCUAAAUGGGAAGCGGUUUAUUGGGUGUAUUGAUUUUGCAGGCUUGAUAUAGAGGCCCUGGUGUGUUGUAACUGGUCCUGUUUAUUGAUUCGGAAGCUUCCCUAAACUUCACAUCUGUCAGGCUCCUUGUUCAGCUGUGAUUAGACUUGUUUGUCAUUUAACUCUCUGUGUAUUUAGCACCGAUUGUGUUUCCAGUGACAGCCAAGUGUGUUUUGUUUUUCAUGAAAAAUUCCUAUAUCUGCUUGGAGUGCUUACUGGAGCUAGAUUUCAGGUUUUCCAAUAGAUUUAUUCAUUAGCCCCUUGGAAGGCCGACGGUUGGAGACCAUGUAAGCUGAAGCAGAGAUCCUGUGGCGAGGAUCUAGUGGAGUGGGGAGUGUAUAGCUGUUCGGGGGACAUCUAUGGGAGAAAUCACUGGCUCGGGAGCCAUGGAUAGAUGGGUGUGUCCAAACGACAGGCAUUUGGCCCUCAGAGCAAAACUAGGGACGGGAUGGUCUGUACACACCAACAAAUUGUCAACAUUCCACAAAGGGGACCAGCUGAGCAUGGAGGAACAGGAGCACAUAAUGAACGUCAUCGCCAAAGCCGACUACUUAGACCAAGUAGAGCAGGAGAGGAUAGGACGUUUGGUGGAGAAACUAGAAAACAUGAAGAAGAAUGCAAUGGGUAAUGGCCAGACCCAGUGCAUCCUGUGUGGGGAUGAGUUUGGGCUGCUGGGAGCCAGUCCCACCCACUGUGAUGACUGCAAGAAUGCUGUUUGUACAAAAUGUGGAAUAGACACAUUUAACAGCAAUAAACAACAGUUAUGGUUAUGUAAGAUCUGCAGCGAGUAUCGAGAGGUUUGGAAAAGAUCAGGGGCUUGGUUUUUCAAAGGAAUACCAAAAUAUGUACUGCCGGAAAAGAAGCUGGAAACUUCAAAACUCGCAGGUCAAAAAGGUCACAAGGAGAUGCGGGGUUCAAUGAGGUCACGACCGGGGUCAGUCAGAGGUUACAACACAUGGAGUAGAGGGAGGGCCAGUCAUGGUCAGUCAAGCUAUGGAGAAAGCAGUGAACAGGAAUCUUCUAGUAGUUCAGACGAUGAAGUGAGCAUUGGGAAGAGAAAGACCGUCAAACACUCAGGUGACUCUGGAGAAAGUGACAACAUAAGUGUAACGAGCUCCGCCAGUGGUCAGUAUUACGGUAACCAUGUCAACAAGGAGCCGCGCUCAAGUAUCACUAGUAGCAACUACUACGGCGGUCAGCUGAGUGCCACAGAGAGUAGCCGCGGCGAUGACGUUCAUGACGACACAGACAAUGAGAGUCUCGGCGGCGGUACAAUCCACCAUGCUACCAAUGGGUCACAUGAUCCCUGUCCCCCAAGCAAAUUGGCAGAUGAGGCGGACAUUGAUGAUGCUUUUACCAAAUAUGGAAAAAACCACCCCCACUCGGAGCAUGAAGACAACCUGUCUUCCCCUGAAAGUCCAACAAAUGGUUCUCUUGGGUCAUUAGAAAUGUCUCUUCUGUAUGAUGCAGCAAAUAAUGCACUUCACUGUUCCAUAGUCAGAGCAAGGGGUCUCAAGGCUAUGGAUUCCAAUGGUCUAUCGGAUCCUUACGUCAAACUUCAUCUUCUUCCUGGAGCCAGCAAGUCCAACAAACUGAGAACUAAGACAAUCCACAAGACGCUGAAUCCGGACUGGAACGAGACACUAACAUACUAUGGAAUCACAGAGGAUGACAUGUACAAAAAAACUCUCAGAUUAGCUGUAUUGGAUGAGGAUGCAUUUGGUUUUGAUUUUAUUGGAGAGACAAGAGUGCCACUCAAAGCAUUACAGCCCCAUCAAACCAAACAUUUUAAUGUAUGCCUGGAGAAGGCAAUUCCUACGGACAAGGACGAUGAUCUUUUGUCACAUGACAGGGGUAAGAUCCUCCUGGGGCUGAAGUACUCGACAGCAAAGCAGUGCCUGGUUGUGAACGUGGUCCGCUGUGUGGAGCUAGCAGCCUGCGACUCCAAUGGAUACUCAGACCCCUAUGUCAAAUUGUACUUAAAACCUGACCCAGAAAAAAGGUCAAAGUUCAAAACUGCCAUAAAAAAGAAAACUCUUAAUCCGGAGUAUAAUGAGGAAUUUAUAUAUGACAUUAAGCAUAAUGAAUUAGCCAAGAAAACCCUGGAGAUUACUGUUUGGGAUAGGGAUAUUGGGAAAGCUAAUGAUUUCAUCGGUGGUGUACAACUGGGCAUUAACUCCAAAGGUCAGCGGCUUAAACACUGGUACGACACCCUGAAGAACCCGGACCACAAAUUCGAACGCUGGCACAUCCUGGCAGCCGAAUUGAUCCCAGAGCCGGACGACUACUUCAGGUGAUUGAUUGGACUGACACAAACAGACAUCUCCACUCUGCUGGAAAUUGCACUAGAACUAUCAUCUUCAUCAAUGCAUUGUGUUACAUAAAUCAUUUGUCAAACAUAUAAUAUCUAAACUAUUUCUAUCUAGAUGUCUUCUUGAAAAAGAAAUUCAUUCCUUUAAAGAAGAUUUUUUUUCUUGGUAAGACACUGUCUUCUUUUUUUUUUUUAUACAUUUUUUUUUGAUAAAGUAUAUUGUAUAUUUUUGUCAAGUAUUGGACAUUCCUGUAUAUUUCUGUGCAAUAUCAAAUGCAGAUCUCUUUCUCAAUCUCUUCAUUGCAUGAAUACUGUUUGUGCAUGUUCAUGUAUUUAAAGUGUAGUUUAUUUACAUCAUUGUUUAAAUGUUGAUGUAAUUGCUUGUUUAAAUAUUUUAAUUUUGUAAGGUGUUAAUUGUAGACAACAGGAUCAGGCUUGGGUUCUUAAAACUUGGAUCAUCCUCUGAUAUAAAGUUAUAACACAAUUCAGUAUUUAAAUUCAAUGAUGUCAAAAGACAUUGAAAUUUUCGGUAGAUAUUAAUGUAUAUUCAUUUAGAAAUACAACUCUCAAUUUGUUUUAACGAUAAGAUUGUAUAAUUAUCAUUUGUUAAUAUUUAUUACCUGUAUGUUUCAUACAUCUCUAAUCAUUGAUCUACUCAAGUACCAUGGAAUGUAAAGAGUAUCUCAUCUUUGAUACGAAGAUGAAAACAUUUUUAAUAAAAUAAUACAACUGUCA